Neolamprologus brichardi is the source of this 856-nucleotide messenger RNA. The record is from RefSeq and is a predicted model, not a curated record. Lineage: Eukaryota; Metazoa; Chordata; Actinopteri; Cichliformes; Cichlidae.
AAGAGGAGAUAUUUUUCUUUGUCAACUCAGAUGUUCAGGUUUAUUUUGAUUCUCUUAGCUUUUUGAUUCCCAUUGUUAGAUGUGGUGUGCAAACAUUUACUUUAAGAUGUGGAUGUGGAUUGUGAUUAGUCUUAACAUCAUCUCAAAGCUGCAUGGGUAUUCAGGGGGUUACUUCCCAGAAGCAUGUGACUCAAUGUUACCCGAUCAUAAUGGUGCAGCUCCUCAAAACACAAAACCCCCCUACAUGGUUGAAUAUGUGCCCAGCAGCUAUCCUGGAGAGCCUGUUACAGUUUUGCUCAAGAGCGAGGAAUCCACAUAUUUUAGAGGGUUUAUGUUAGAGGCUCGAGAGGUUGCAGAUGAAACACGUCUUACUGGAAGAUUUGUUCUACUUGAGCCUGACAAGACUCAGCUCCUGACAUGCGGUGUUUUGGAAGAUUCAGCUGUUAGUCAAAAAAAUAAUCUCAAAAAAACUUUGAUCCGGGUUAACUGGACUGCGACAGAAGCAGAGCAGGACAUCAUGUUCAGAGCAACAUUUCUUCUUAAAAAGGUACAAUUCUGGGAAAAAGUGAAUAUCAUCUUACCUCAGCGCACUACUACUACAACUACUACACCAGAAACAUCUACUACACUGGAAACAUCUACUACACCAAACAUCUACUACACCGCAAACAUCUACUACACCAGAAACAUCUACUACACCGGAAACAACUACUACACCAGAAACAUCUACUACACUGCAAACAUCUACUACACCAGAAACAUCUACUACACCGGAAACAACUACUACACCAAGCACCACAAAGUACAACACCAACAUAGAAGAAGUAAGAACCCACAGGUGGAUUUGAUUUUGUAA